Molecule: messenger RNA, 1253 nt
Organism: Mangifera indica (mango)
Lineage: Eukaryota; Viridiplantae; Streptophyta; Magnoliopsida; Sapindales; Anacardiaceae
Product: peroxidase 41-like
Exons: 1
Coding region: 107-1102 (331 amino acids)
Biological process (GO): hydrogen peroxide catabolic process; response to oxidative stress
Molecular function (GO): heme binding; peroxidase activity
Source: RefSeq, a predicted model, not a curated record
UAAUCCAUUUAAAUUUGAUCUCUGCAAGUCUGAGAAGGGAGGAAGGGAGGGAGCAGGUCUCAGCUUCCUCUCAGACUAAAUAGUAUUACUACUACAGCCAUCAGCCAUGGCCUCAUUAUACAAACAUCUUCUUCUAAUUCUCUUCAUUUCAGUAGUUCCCAUUUCUCAAUCCGUCAUACUCAAUCCUGACUACUACAAAACAUCAUGCCCUGAUUUUGAUCGCAUUGUGUUGGAACAAGUUCAUGAAAAGCAAUCAAAAUUCGUAACCACAGCAGCCGCCACCCUCCGCCUCUUCUUCCACGACUGCAUGACCGGAGGCUGCGACGCUUCGAUUCUAAUAGGCUCAACUUCUGACAACAAGGCGGAGAAGGAUCAUGAAGACAACCUUUCCCUCCCCGGGGACGCCUUUGACGUCGUCAGUAGAAUCAAGACAGCUUUGGAGCUUGUCUGCCCCGGGGUCGUCUCCUGUGCGGAUAUUCUCACUGCCACCACACGUAACCUUAUCGUGAUGGUGGGUGGACCCCAUUACCCUGUCCACCUCGGACGCAAAGACGGCCUCAUUUCUCAUGCCUCCCGUGUCGAGGGAAGUCUUCCCAAUACGGAGAUGAAUGCAGAUCGGAUGAUACAAUAUUUCGGCGACAGGGGCUUCAGUGUUCAAGAAAUGGUGGCGUUGUUGGGCGCACACACUAUUGGCUUCGCAAACUGCGGGAAAUUCACUAAAAGGCUCUUUAAUUACUCCGCUGAAACCCCAACCGAUCCCGCACUAAAGCCUGCUUACGCAGAAGCACUGAAAAAUCUGUGUUCGAAUCCUGAAACCAACGUCACAAUGGCUGCUUUCAAUGAUGUUAAGACUCCAGGGAAGUUUGAUAACCAGUACUACAAGAAUUUACCAAAGGGAUUGGGGCUUUUGACGACGGAUAACAUACUCGUUCAAGACCCAAGAACGAGGCCAAUUGUUGAAUUGUAUGCAGCAAAUGAGACAGCAUUCUUUAAGGAUUUCGGAGAUGCCAUGGUGAAGAUGAGUUAUUUUCAGGUCAAGGGUGAUGGAGAACCAGGAGGUGAGGUGAGGCGUCGAUGCGAUGCUUCCAACUCGGUGGAUUAAGAUACGUUGCAGAAGAGAAACAGAUGGUUCUUAAUUUCUCAAUAUGUUAUUGAUUUGUUGAGUUCUUUAAUUUAACUCGUAAGUGAUAUGAGAAGGGGCAUCACUUGUGUCUGAUUAUGCAUAUUUAUAUAUAUAAACACCCUAUUUUUUA